This is a messenger RNA of Callorhinchus milii (elephant shark), 6598 nucleotides long. RefSeq names its product FH2 domain containing 1 (gene fhdc1). The coding region runs from base 462 to 4202 and encodes 1246 amino acids. The transcript has 12 exons. NCBI's taxonomy places the organism in Eukaryota, Metazoa, Chordata, Chondrichthyes, Chimaeriformes, Callorhinchidae. The record is from RefSeq and is a predicted model, not a curated record.
GGAAGCCCCCUCUCUAACUUAGCAGGUAAGUUAGCAGUUAGCUGGCAAGUUGGUGAAUGCUGCCACCUGGUUGCAUGCGCUGUAAGCGAUCUGUUCCUUGUUUCCCCCCCCCAAAAACACUCCGCUUUGAUGCGACUUCAAACACCGCCUCUGAUCAGAGUCGGUCACGUCUGCUCUUGGUCUCCCGUGUUGGUUCAACUAUUUCAUCCGCCUCAUUUUUCCCAAACGCUGUUCUGCUCUGCAAGAAGGAUCCAGAAGACAAGUGUUGCCAAUGCAUCGUUAGAACAAACAUGGUUAAAUAUGAGCCAUCCGGGAUGUGCACUCCUCAGUGGCCUGUGUCCACAGAAUCUGAUGACUGAAAGGCGGUUGUCAUCUGCUGUCAGCACAAUGGGUGUGAUUUAACUGAGCCGUUAAAGACUUUGCAAGAAGAAAAGCCAAGUUAUUGUUUUCUUUGGAUUACAAUGCAAGUGAUGAGUUGCCUGUCAUUUAUAAAUGACAAAGAGAAUGCAGGUUCUCCGUUAGUGUCUGAUGAUUUAUUACCUGGACCUCCUCCUCUGCUGCCACCACCCGGAUUGUCCCCUCCUCCACCACCAGGACUACCCCCUCCUCCACCACCUCCUCCACCACCUCCUCCACCCCCACCACCGGGUCCCCAUGUCGUCCAUAAAAGUACCAAAAAACGGAUACGGAGCUUUUUCUGGAAAACUAUACCGGAGGAGCAUAUCCGGGGUAAAACCAAUAUUUGGACCAUUCAAUCGAGAGAACAUUCUUACAAGAUUGACACCCAGACCAUUGAGGAGCUGUUUGGACAACAGGAUGCCUUUGGUACGAAGAACAAGAAUUCUAGAUCUUCGUUUAGAGACAAAGUUGAAGAGAUCAAUAUUUUGGAUGCGAAAAGAAGCAUGAAUAUUGGAAUAUUUCUCAAACAAUUCAAAAGGUCAAAUCGAUGCAUUGUCGAGGAUAUUCGGUCAGGAAACAGUGAAACUUAUGGAUCUGAGAUCCUGCGGGAUCUUCUCAAAAUAUUACCAGAACCAGAAGAGGCAAAAAAACUGCAGGCCUUUAAAGGUGACUUAAGCAAGCUGUCGUUGGCUGAUUCAUUUAUGGUCCUGCUGCUACAAGUUCCAAGCUUUACUCUACGAUUGGAAGCCAUGGUUCUUAAAGAAGAGUUCGAGCCCUCCAGUAUCACUUUGUACAAAGCAAUGGAAACGAUGAGAAAUGCUGCACAAGAAUUGAUGAGAUGUGAAGAGCUGCAUGCAGUACUGCAUUUGGUUUUGCAAGCUGGCAAUAUUAUGAAUGCUGGAGGUUACGCAGGAAAUGCUGUGGGCUUCAAAGUUUCGUCAUUGCUGAAGUUGGUGGAUACUAAAGCAAACAAGCCAGGAAUGAACUUGUUGCAUUUUGUUGCUCUGGAGGCACAGAAAAAGGACACGGCGCUGUUGGCAUUUUGUGAAAGGCUGAAGCAUGUGAAGGAAGCAUCCAGAUUGUCAAUGGAUAGCAUUGACGCUGAGCUACGCUCACUGGACACCAGAGCGAGAUCGCUGCAAGCCAGUUUGAAGGAAGACAUUGAACUGCAGCAUCAGAUGGAGCUUUUCAUUCAGAAUACUUUGAGAGCAGUGGGAAAGCUAGAAGAAGAGCGAUUGGAAUUGAACCGGGAAGGUAACAUUCUAAUAGACUUCUUCUGUGAGGAUAAAGAAUCGAUGAAGUUAGAAGAAUGCUUUCGGAUUUUUUGUGACUUCUGUGACAAAUUCAAGAAAGCAGUGAAGGAGAAUCGGGAGAGAGAAAUUCGAGAGCUCAGUCAACAGCAGAGGAAAAAGGAACUUGAAGAGAAGCGACACUCGUGGGCUGCCGGGGAGCGAAACGGGUUUGGGAGAAGCAACAGUGAAAACGAUGUGGAAUUCCUCUCCAAGGAUGGACUGCAGGACUUGUUUGGACAUCAGCGUCCUCGAAGCCCAGGGGAUACAAACCAAACUAAAAUCAGGCGUAAACGGUCAUCCGUAGGCCCAAUAAUGGAUAGACAAUUACUGUCAUUUUUGCAGGAUGCUGGUUCAGGUGAAAAGGCAGAGUUAAACAGCCCAUCUAUCACUAGGCAAAGGGUAUCCUGGAAAGAAACAUCAGAAAAUCGAGAAUUAAGCUCAGGUAAUACACACUUGGACCAGAGAUUGGCUGCAAAAGGUCUUCGUCGAGCAGCUUCAACUUUGUCUUCUGUUGUUGGGAAUAGUAGUAGAAGGCAUUACAGCAACCCGGAGACUGGAGACGGGCAGCUAUACACCAACAUAGAGACUGGAAAUAGAAGGCAUUAUAGCAACCCAGAGGCUGAAGAUCAAAGGCAUCGUACCAACACAGAGAUUGGUGAAAGAAGGAAUGAUAGCAACACAGAGAAUAGUGACAGAAGGCAUUAUAACAACACAGAGACUGGAGACAGGAACUACAACAACACAGAAACUGGUGAUCGAAGGAGUUACACUAGCACAGAGAAAACUGACAGAAGGCAUUACAGCGACCCAGAGACUGGAGAUCGAUUCAAUCACAGUGUAAGUGGGCUUGAUGUGUACAGGAACAAUCCGAAUGCAAAAGAGAAUCGAGACAACGGAAAGGACAUGGAGUGCACAAACUUAAACCAGAUGACUGUAGCGAUUGAGGGACAUGAGCUUAUUCCGGGAUUGCAAACAUUUAGUUGCUCUAAAGUAAACAGCCCAUCAGCACAACAUGGUGAUCUUACAUUAAUAGACCUGGAGUCACUCGAUGACUCUAGUUUGCAGACUCCAAUUACUGACUUGAGUUGCCAAUCUCCAGCGACGGACUUGAGCUUGCAGACUCCAACUGACUCUGAUAUAAGUAUGCGCUCUCCCAGCCAGAGCUCGAAAGGCCUUCAUUGUUCCAACACUGAAUCUUAUCAGGUUACAAAUUCUCUUUCAUCCCUCCAAAUAGAGGAGGAUGUAGGAAGGGCCGAAGCAUCUGCAAUGAGCCCGGAUACCGCAACCUCACCCGGGAGCUUUGCUUCAAACCACGAGUGUGGAUCGUUUUGUUUGCCGGGAUACAGAGAUGAUGGCAAUUGUUCGGCAUCUUCGGAGAGGGAUGGAACAAAAGACCUCUGUCAUGAGGCUGAGAUGGAAUUGCACGAGGUAUUUGAUAAAAAGGAGGACUGUAUUGCUGAUCAGACAACGGUUUGCAAUGAUUUGGAGGGAGCGCCACUUGGUAACGCUUCUGUUUCUGUGCCUGAAGAACUUGGCGUUCAGGAUGUUCUUGCCCCUGAUGCAGGCUCCAUCAAAAAAGAUUCACGCAAUGAAACCAAGAAGGUUUCCAAUUUGAAGCACCUUGGUGCUGCUAAAGAGAAGGCAAGGGUCAUUCCGAAACCAACGGAGCUUUGUGUCAUCAGUGCAGUUCGUUCAAAAUCUCCAAGGACACAAAAGCAUGUUAAUAAUAAUGAGCAAAUGCGAAGGGUUUUACCAAUAUCAAAAUUGCCUGAAAGAUCGAAUAAUGAUAAGAGAACAGAAAGGAAAGUGUUGAGUGGUAAUGAACUGAAGCCACUUCAAAAGAUCUCAGGAUUACAUAGGAAAGGCAGCCAUUCGAAGACUCAUAAAGCCGGCAUUCCUGUCCUGGGUGCAAAGCCAUCGUAUGGGAACUCUGCCUCAGGUAAUUCAUCAAUGGCUCUGCCAAAGCGUCGAGAAUCACUGAGAAAGCCGUGUGCUAAACCCAUCCAAUAUACUCCCAGACUGAAAACUGAGGAAAACACUAAGAUGUGCCGCUCGUCAGUGCCAGGUGCAUCCAAGCCUGACCUAGAUGCAAGUAAAGUGGCACAACCAACAGGGAGAAAGAGCACAACUGUGCCAAAUCGCACACCGAGCUUUGCCAGGAACACUGUGGCCUCCUCUUCUCGGCGUAAUAAGACAGACUCCAAAACAAUGGCAGAUGGACCUCAACAAGCCUCCAAAUUGGUGGCUCCUGUCAGGAUUCCUUCACUAAAGCAAAUUGUGAGUAAGUGUGGGGCAGGCAAUGCCAUGGGCAGCGAAAAUGGACGUGUGAAAAGAGCAAACAGCCCAAAAGUGGCCAGCAACCUCCCAGAGCCAAGCCGAGUCCCAGUGUACAAAGCACAAGCCACUUCCACAGGGAACAGACGUUCACUGAAGUCCACAGAAAGUAGGCCAAAUGUAGGAGCAGAGAGCAAUGGAAAUCGGAUAAGUCCAGGCAGCAUAAAGUGGAAAUGAGAUUCUUUCAUCGAGUGUAGAUGAUGGUCAGAGCAGAUUAAAAGUGAUGGACAAAAUUUGCUGAACUGGAAUCCUCUCUCUCUCCGAACUUGCAUCCACUUCAGCUUUUCAUUGGCUUCACGUUGAGGCUAUCUGAUAACUCAUGACUGCAGGAGCCCUGGAUACGCUGCCAGAGGGCCCGAGAGUUGAAUCCCAGCCAAGAUGGAUGCUCAAGAGAUUGCUGCUCUGAGUAGAUGAGCGUUGCUGGUGUUUGGGCGAGCUGCUAGGCGAAGCGAGUUGUGGCAUUGGAAGGAGGAGAAACUGCCAGAGUGGCCUGUCAGACGUGGCAGUGGCAAUGUUGAAUUGAACUGCAGAGCUGUCCACAGGCUGGACCCCUUCCGCUGCCUGCCCACCUGCCAGUCCACCCUUUCUGCACCUUUUUCCCCAUUCUUCCCCCCACCAAGCUCCCUGAGGAAAUAGGAGAUGGGAGAUGGAGACCAAAAGGACAAAUGCUAUAUUUAAAGAAAAAAAAACAAGUAAUAAAAAUAGGAACUGGAUUUUGCAUUCAACUGAAUCCAAACCAGUGUGAACCAACAUAUAAAUCGAUGGUGACUUGGUUGAUUGCUUGGGAGAGAGAAGUGGUGUGUAAUGUUUUGUUGAACUGGAGAGCUGCUUCCUGUAAUGAAUUUUGAUGUAUUAUGUGACACUGUCAAAGCCACUCCAGCUUUUUCAGUGAUUUUUUUUCUCCCCCUCUCUUUCUCUUAAAUUGUCUGUCUUCAAAUUUCCUGUAAGGUACAUAUUUAACAUUGCAUUGGCCUGCUUUUUGUUUAAGGAGUAAGAGAGGUUAUUGCUAUGAAGUGUAUAGAUAGCAGUGAAUGAAGAGGUGUGCUGAAAUUUCCACUCGAUUACUUAAACUGCAGCACCGUCAUUUUUUUGUAUUGUGAUAUGUAUAACGUAUACAAUACAGACUCAUAGGAAAGUCUGUGUAGCUAAUGCAUAGGAAUGUUAGCUGGUGACUUGCCAGUAAAACCCAUUGAUGGGACUUGCCAUCAUUUGUUCAGUUGCUUCUCUUCAGGUUCUCUGUUUUGUUAGGCUGUGCAGAGCAGAGUUUCAGAUCCAUAAAGGCCACAGUUUGUUGCCACAUUGUGCUGUGUAACAUCGUUUUGAAAUGCUCUGAAAUUCUAUAGCUGUAAGAAAUGGCCACCGUUAUGGAUGCCAUGUGCAAUGUGACGGAAAGUGGAGCACUGAAUUUUGUGGAUGAUAAUGAUCCAUUCAUCGUCGAAUGUUAGAUGAUCAAUCAUUUUUUCAGCACAGAGUGCACUAAAAUGCAUCCCUUUCAUAAUUAACAGUGCCUGUGUAAAUACUGGUGCAUGUCAUCUAUCAAAAUAUACAUAUAUUGUGUGUGUGUAUAUGUGUGUGUGUAUAUAUAUAUAUAUAGAGAGAGAGGUGUGUUGGUGCAUACAUGUGUAUGGGUGAGUAUGUGUGUGCAUACACUCUCUGUUUCUUCAGUCUCGGUUUGACGCUACAAAAUCUGUUCAUCUGUUUACAGUGGCUUCAGCUAUUCAUAGCUCUUUUCUAGGGACAGCAAGAAUAGGCAUGUUCUCACCCUUCAUUCAGGUCAUGUGUUUUUGUUUUUCCCCAAAUGAGGAAUUGUACCCUGUCCCUCUCCAGAGGGUAUAUUCAGAUGUUUAAGAAAAUGUUUCUUCCCCUAUUGGACGUGUCACUGGCCCACUUGGAGACUGUGAUAAACUGACUCUGCUCUAGGUGAGAUGGAGCAAGUGACUGUAAUCUGCUACCUUCACGUAUGCUGGGAAAAAGAAUUGUGAUCCAUGUUGAUGCCAAUUUUUGAAAAUGUCAACUAAACACACGCACAUAAUUGGAAGAUUGUCGAGAUGAAGGAAUGCUGUUCCUUUUAACUUUCUCCCAUGUACACACACACCCGCCCCACACCUCCCCAUGUCUGUAAAUAAAUUGUUCUGGAAAUGAAUCAUUCUAUGUCAUCAACUGGACCAAAUUGUGUUAAGUGUGAAUCUGGCAAAUCAAGAUACACUUGAUCAGUCCAUGAGUAACCACCUCUCCCUCCUUCCAUGUCCUUUGUGCAUUUGCGUCUUGUGUAUGAGAUUCUGACAGCUAUUUGUUUCUUUAGUUUUUUUUUGAAUCAUGUACCGUUCAGUUCUGAUUGUUGUGUAAUGGAGGCCAGUGUGUUUGGGGCAGGUGCUUUAUUUUAUUACCUUUUUAUUGGUAUCUGUCUGUCCCAUGUUUUAAAGUACUAACGGUCACUUCAGCUUGUAAUAUAAUGUUAAUUUUCGAACGAAAGAGAUGCAUCUUUGUAAAAUUGAGAUGAGGUGUUGUACACAGGAACAUUUGCACGUCUCCUCAUAACUUCUGUUCAGUCAAGUAUUAAAAAGUCAAUGCUG